Messenger RNA from Magallana angulata, 2926 nucleotides. RefSeq names its product cholecystokinin receptor type A-like. Gene Ontology annotation, cellular component: membrane. Gene Ontology annotation, molecular function: G protein-coupled receptor activity; peptide binding. The coding region runs from base 43 to 813 and encodes 256 amino acids. NCBI's taxonomy places the organism in Eukaryota, Metazoa, Mollusca, Bivalvia, Ostreida, Ostreidae. The record is from RefSeq and is a predicted model, not a curated record. The transcript is spliced from 4 exons. Gene Ontology annotation, biological process: G protein-coupled receptor signaling pathway.
GUUGCGAUCAUAUACCCUUUGCAAGCCCGAUCGUUCUGUACGAUGAAACAUGCCAAGUUUGUGACCAUUUUCAUCUGGAUCGGAUCUUUCGUAAUCGCCUCUCCAACGGCGUUUGUACAGAAACUGAAAGAGGUGGGCAACUCGCAGCGCAAGGCCCAUUGGUGUGUGAAGCAGUACAUGUCUCAUGAGUUUGAGAUCGCCUACGAAGUUUACAUGUUCUUCAUCCUGUUCGCAAUUCCUUUGGGGGUCAUGUUAGUGACCUAUAUCCGAAUUUCCAUCGAGAUUUGGGACGUGGUCUCCAAAAGAGCAGUGUUAAGAUCUGGGAGUGAGUACAACUACUCCUCCAGUCAGAGUCAGAGCAAUGGCGGAAUGGCCAGAGAGUCCUCAUUUGUCACUCAGUCGUCGACAAAAUCUAAGUCUGUGCCCAACGCUUGUAGUGUAGAUGCGAAGACCAGAAAACAGGUAAUUCUGAUGUUGAUGGUGAUCGUUCUUCUGUUCGCCAUUUGUUGGGGACCAAUCCUUCUGAACAAUCUGCUGGUCGCAGCGAAGGUCAUCAGCGAUCUACACGAGGGAUUCCUGAAGCCGAUGCGAAUGGCCUUCCAUCUGAUGUCGUACGCCAACAGUUGUGUCAAUCCGAUCGUUUACGGCAUCAUGUCCAAAAACUUCCAAGACAGUCUGAAAAGUGUUCUAAAGUGCUGCAACUCGCGGCAGACCUACCGAACGUACGUCUACAGCACUGAUACCACCAGGGCGUCCAUUCUCAAGUCCAGUAACAGCGAGGACAAAGAUAAUGGCUGUAUCGAAAUGAACUGAGUACCAGGAACCAAACUUUUCAUAGAAGACACAUUGUAAAUAAUUUCACUAUGGUUUCUUCUCUAAAUUCAUAUGUCGUAUACUACUGAUACGUUUAUAUUGUAGACCAAAAAAUUCUUAAAGAAGUGGCUUUAUUGCUCAAUGUAAAAAAAAUAUAAAGAUGGUAACAAUGUGUUGAAAUGUUACAACCCAUUGAGAUAGCAUUUACUUAGUAUAAGUAUCACAAAAACUAAUGCAAUGAGAUAUUAUUAUAAUAUAGAUGUAUGUAGUAAAUCAGAAAGAAGGGCAUUAUAUAAUUAUAUGUACAUAUACUGUAGUUUUGCUUUACAGCUGAAUAUCACCAAACAAAUGACCCAUGUAAAACAUUCUAGUUAAAGGCAGCUGAUGGUUUUCCAUGUAAUUUAGCUACCAUGUGCGAACAGAAAUAUCAUUCUUUUUUUUCUUUUUUUUGUUUACAAAAGAUUAAGCUUACUGUUUUUCAAAAUCACAAUUACCAAAAAUUUCGUUUUAAUUCUUUACUAAACAAAAGUUUUCGUGGCAAUUUUUAAGUUCAUUUCGGUACAUAUGUAUUAUUAUAUCUACCUGUUAAAAUUGAAUCAAAGUUUUUGUCGUAAUAAAACAACUGGCUGUUUCUUUGUAAAAAAUAGAGAAUUUUUUUUUGAAGUUCAAGGAUUCAGAUAAAAACUUCCAUUUUCAUAAUUACAGCUCAUUGAAUUUCCAAAUAGAUGCUAUUUAUCCUUGUCGCCUCGAUCUUAUUUUCAAGGGCAACCGGUAGUGGGAGAACGUUUGCGGGAGGAAGCGGAAGUGUAUUAGGUUUUGCCGUCUCAUUACAACAUUAAAUUACUCUUUUACCGUUAAUCCUUAUCGGAACAGCGGGAAAAAACCCUUUCCCUUUCUUCAAAUCAUCAAAUGUUCAGUAUAAGUCCAUAUAAAAAAUAAAUGUAUUCUUAAUAUUUAUUGACUCGUCAGUGCGUGUCACCACAAAAGGGUAGUAAUUACUUGCUCCAGGAAUCGGGAAAUACAUUUUAAUUGAUUCCAAUUAAGGUUUACUAUAUUUGAGUUCAAAGCAAGUUUAAUGCAAUUGUUGGAAGUCAGUCCUUGUCAAUGGCAUAUUGGAUCAAUACACAAAAGUCUCUCAAAGACAUAAAAAAACAUAACCAAUUUUAUAUGGUCAGAAUGAAAUGGUUUUAAGUUAAAAGGUUUUAGUUAGCAUUAUUUUAAAAACUAAAAAUAUCUCUGCUAAUGAAUAAAAUUUUUCAAUUCUAGACGUGAUUUGAAAGCACAGUUGCAUUAAAACAGAUGAGUUGGUAUUUUGGCAAGGCUGAUACUUACAUGCAAUAGAUUGUUGGGAAUUCCUCACUGUAACAAUGGCAUCACAUAAAAAUUGUUAAGAGCGAAUAAACCUGUGCCUAAUAAAUAGGUCUUGAGUGAUAUACUGUUAUUUAAAUAAAUUGAAGCUUAGCUGCUCAUGACUUUUAAGAAGUUACCAAUACGGCUUAGUUCUAGACAAAUAAUUAAUACUAAGACAGACUAAUGUAAAACUGAUUAAUGCAUUUAAUUGUAAAGUGAAUUAAAAUUUAUUUUACUAAACUAUCUAUCAUUGCAUUCAUUAAAAUUUGAUUUUUAAAAGGUAUUUUAGCAUCAGAUUCACACGUAUGCUCAUAAAAACUUCGUUUUUUUACGUUCAAAGAAUUGUAAAUAGCAAGUAUAUGCAUAAACAGGUAAUAUUGUAAUUUUACUAAUAUGCCAAAGUGCAGGUUUAGCCUUUCGAAAAAAAAUAUAUUAAAUAUAUAUAAUCAUGCAACACCAUUCUAUUAAGAAUUGAUUGAGCAUAUUCUUGUCACUCAUCUGUAGAAUAUAAUUUAUUUUCUCAUUCAAAUUAAUUUUAUGUCAGUCGGAAAUCUGAAUUGUUUUAAUGUGAUUUAGGACUAAAAUGAAAUUUUAAAAAAUGUCAUGGUUUAUAAAAUUUUGUUAGCCAUAUAAUUGUAGGAUAGCGUUUUGGAUGUCCUGAUUAUAGCAAUUAUAAUUACAUAAUGGUCAUGCUGUAUAAAAAUUUAUGUGCUUUAUAUAUACAAUGUACCUUAGUAGAGAAAUAUUUCUUUUAAUAUAAUCA